GAGACGGGGAGACGCUCGGGACUUGGAGUAGAGGAGAAGUUUAGUUGCUCAGUCGGGAAAACUGUUGGACGAGAGACCGUGUUGGGAAUCAUUCCCCUCAAUUAUAUCAUAUUUCACUCCUUUCCUGAUUAUAACGACGGAUAUUUCGUUUCUUCGACUGGAUACAUUCAGCCCUAGAUAUGAGCUUUUUAUUUGGAAGCCGUUCGUCAAAGACGUUCAAGCCCAAGAAGAAUAUUCCAGAGGGUUCGCACCAGUAUGAGUUACUGAAGCAUGCUGAGGCCACACUGGGCAGUGGGAACUUGCGCAUGGCUGUCAUGCUCCCAGACGGAGAGGACCUCAAUGAAUGGGUGGCAGUCAACACUGUGGACUUCUUUAAUCAGAUUAACAUGCUGUAUGGGACCAUCACUGACUUCUGCACUGAAGAAAACUGCCCUCUAAUGUCUGCUGGACCUAAGUAUGAAUAUCACUGGGCUGAUGGAACCAACAUAAAAAAGCCAAUCAAAUGCUCUGCUCCCAAGUAUAUUGAUUACCUGAUGACCUGGGUCCAGGACCAGCUUGAUGAUGAAACACUGUUUCCUUCAAAAAUCGGUGUCCCUUUCCCAAAGAACUUCAUGUCAGUGGCAAAGACCAUCCUGAAGCGUCUGUUCCGUGUCUACGCUCACAUCUACCACCAGCACUUUGAUUCAGUCAUCCAGCUGCAGGAGGAGGCCCAUCUCAACACCUCCUUCAAACACUUCAUCUUCUUCGUUCAGGAGUUCAACUUGAUUGACAGGAAAGAACUGGCACCCCUUCAGGAGCUGAUCGAGAAGCUGACGUCUAAGGACAGAUAAAAACAAAUCAAAAUUUACUUGUCGUCCCAUCUCCUCCAAUUACUGUGCACAGGCAACCUGUCUUUGUUCUCUCCAAUGCUUGACAGAUCUAUGGGAUUUGCUCCCAGAACAGUGGAAGACUCUAAACCGAACCGUUGUAGAAGGGUCCUCUAUAGAUUUGUAUCUUGUUCUCCACAACUUUACAGAAGUUUCCUUUAACUUGGGUCAUGAAUAGUUCUUAUGUUACCAGUGUCCAUGUGACGUUUUCUCAAAAAGCUGAUCGUCUAUACGUAAGUGCCUGACGUACAUUCACCUACAUAUUGUAAUUGUUUUGCGAAAAAAAAGUACCACUACUACUGUAUAACUGUCUUCAUGACUGCUAAUAUACCACCAACUCUCGCAAGAUCGUUUUCGGGGGAUUCCUUGUAACUUUAUGAAAAGGGAAUCAAGCUGGUAGACACUUUCUGAAGAGAUAAGUCCUGCUCUUCUUAGUUCAGAAUUUACAGUACCUGCUCCUGAGUUUAUACUAUUUGUUCAGUCAUUCUGUUUAUUUUAUCAUAGCUGGACCAUUUUUUGUUUGUUUUUUCUUUUCAUUUGUUGUUUUUUACUUGUGUAACCCUUUGUCAUUUCUUCUAGUUGUAGUGGUGCUGCACAAAAAAGGAAAAUCUGUAAUUUGCACUGGGCCUGUAGUUGCCUAACAUGACCUUUGUACCAGUAGAGUAAUUGAAAGAAAUAACAAAAGACUAGUUACAUGCGUAGAAUACUCUAAUUUUAUAUAUAAGCGCUCCAAAAGGUGGGCAGGCCUUUCAGUUGUUGGAGGGAGGGUAAUGGGGUUAAUACGCUUACUAUGCAACAUCUGCAUUCUUUUAAUCUCUGUAUUUCUUUGUGCUUCUUGCCAUAGAAUAGGCUUGUAGAACCCAAGUUGUUUUGGCAGUGAAAUUACAGCUAGUGCCAAUAUCCAACCCACCUUGGGCCCCUUAUGUGAGUAUAAUUGAAGUAACAGCAAAAAGGACAACAAAAUCUGCUUAACAUUUUCUUUAGAUUACGUGUUUUUUUUUUUGUUCUUUGACUUUAUCCUGACAAGUAUGUCAUGUUCUGACUGAAAAUGUUUCUCUCAUGAUAUUUCCCAUUAAAAUGGCAAAUAUGAAGAGGGGAAGCUGGACUUGAAAGAGAAAUACAUAAAUGGAAUAUAUGAUAAGUGUAAACAUUUUAAGCAUAAAUCCUAUGAAUAUCUUAAUUUUAUGUUCUGUUGGUUGGUUUUCGUUGUUUGCACUUUGAAUUAGCAUAUUUAAGAGGUUGUAUGUUCCACUAAAGCUACCUCUUAACAGAUUUGUGGUAAUGACGCUAUUUUGCAGAAGAUUUUAUCAGUUUAUCUAAAUCCCUACCACAGUAUAAUGAAAGAUUAUUUGUUUUUGAUUUGGUUUCGCCCCAUGAAUGUCAAUUUUUAUGAUAUGAAUGUUAGCAAAUAGGUAGGAGCUUGUGAUGGAAAUGAUUGCUUGACUUUUUUCACAGACCUUAUUUCAAAGCGAUAUAAAGAGGUCCAGUCAGCAGUGAUCAAACACACUAUAUCUUUUUUGACGAAAACUUGUAAAUAAUGUACACAGAUUAGGUAUGCAGUGGAAAUAAGAGAAAAAUGCUUAACUUGCAAGACUUUGUGGUACAAUAUUGAAUGCUGUUUAUAGUAUAAUAAAAUUUGUUUGACCAAG
Molecule: messenger RNA, 2515 nt
Organism: Colossoma macropomum (tambaqui)
Lineage: Eukaryota; Metazoa; Chordata; Actinopteri; Characiformes; Serrasalmidae
Gene: mob1ba
Product: MOB kinase activator 1Ba
Exons: 6
Coding region: 180-830 (216 amino acids)
Biological process (GO): positive regulation of protein phosphorylation; hippo signaling
Cellular component (GO): nucleus; cytoplasm
Molecular function (GO): protein kinase activator activity
Source: RefSeq, a predicted model, not a curated record